Physella acuta is the source of this 2701-nucleotide messenger RNA. RefSeq lists its product as uncharacterized. The record is from RefSeq and is a predicted model, not a curated record. NCBI's taxonomy places the organism in Eukaryota, Metazoa, Mollusca, Gastropoda, Physidae.
UAUGUUCUGGUUGCGUACGGCAGGUAGUUGAUCUAUUUAAACAGGAGAGGUCUUUGGUGCAGUAAUAGGCGGGUUGUAUUUUAUCAGGGUUGUUGCUGUUAUACAGGGGGUGAACUAUGGUGUAUGUGUGUUAUCUGAUAGUUUAAAACGCAGGGAGUAUCACCAGUCAGCCGGUAUCAUGUCACCAGGCCGUUAGAGUCACCAGUAAGGUUGUGUCACCAGCGAGGCUGUGUCAGCAAUGAGGUUGUCUCACCAGUAAGGUUGUAUCACCAGGUAGCUCGUCUCAUCAGUGAGGUUGUGUCACCAGUGAAAUUGUGUCACCAGUGAGGUUGUAUCGCCAACAGCUAGUCUCACCACAAAGGCUGUGUCACCAGUGAGAUUGUGUCACCAAUCAGCGAUAAAAACUAACACUUGCUAUUUAGAAACAAAUCAAAUCUCAAACUGGGAAAAACGUAAAAUUAAACCAGUCUCUGGGCAUGCGCAUCACAAUGCCUGGCCAGGCACCGUUGAGUCAGUUUGCCAAGUGUACUCUAGUCAUUGUCUGCUGGUUCUACCAGUUUGCCAACUGCCUGGGUUCUGACUGCCAGUUGAGGGUCUUCGAUGGGGAUGUUGAGAUUGAAAGCAGUGAAUUGUGUGAACAGAAAUACGUGACAGCAGAUUGCCGCAAUUUUGUACAGAGUUUAAACUCUUCCUCCUUGCCCGAAGGCUAUCCGAGAGAUCAAUACACAAUCGAAGACCCGAUCAAUGUUGAUCUGAUCAGUUUGAAUAGUCCUUAUAAUGAUGAUGUCAUACCAGGCGUGCGCGUCACCUGGGAGAAACCGGCGACAGCAGAAGUCAACACCAACACGCCACACGGCUAUCUACUGAAGGCCACCUACAAAAACGCUAAUGGACAACGUGAGCUGCUCUGUCGCUUGUUCCGGUUCAAACCCAACUCAGCUUACAGCAGCAAAAAGUUGAAGUUCAUCCACGACAUCCAAUACGCUGCACGGUUCACGAACUAUGACGUCACAGUGGCCAGCAUGCCUCUGUCACCUGGCCUGACCAGUCUGCCCAGAGUUCCAGUCCUUCUCCAGACCAGUGGGGGAUACCGCGUCGGCUCGACCCCCGGGGAAUGGUCCCCAUCCGUGUCCGUCAAGUGGUGGACCAACGGGACCGUGGACGUGAGGUUCACCCUCUCCCCCACCGCCUACAACCUGACCCUGUACGAUGUCCUGCUGCUCAAGAGGUCCUACGACGAGGACAAUUCUUACCUGCUAGUGCAGCAUGAGGACCAGCUUUACUCAGACGAAAAGCCAGAAGGUUCAGUCAGGUUCGACAACCUCAUCACCGACAUCUACAGGAUCCUGGUGCGUGUUCGAGACCCGUACCCGGAUGUAGAGGGCAUGUGUCUGUGCUGGAAGUUUGACCUGGAGAAAUAUUGCUCGAACGUCUGCGGCACAACGAUUACACCUUGGAUGGGACUUAACUUCACAGAUUCUGAUGCCUACAAGAUGAGGCCUACCACGUCGAUGGAUGAUCCAGUCUCUGAUGAUGAUUCACCAUCCGGUCCUGAAGAAAGUUCCAGAUCGACCCGCAUCACCACCAUGCCUGAAGGGGAGGAGUUCGAAUCUCACGACAAGACAGAUGUCAAGGACGAUCGCAAAACGACCCGCCCUCUGGUGGCCUCACACUCGACCUUGACCCUGGGAGAUCACGUGAUGGAGGAUACGCUGGUGGUGCUGGUGGUGCUGCUGGGGCUGCUGUGUGUGCUGGUGCUGGUGCUAGCCGUGGUGUUUGUUUACAGGAAACAGCUGUGCUCUGACGGAUCUAGGGGAGAUAAGUUUGUACAUCUGGAUGUGGCCUCAGAAAACAGCUCGGAUAUUCGGUCGCAGAGCAAACAGGAUCUUUCUAAAACAUUUGAGCCAAUACUGAGUGUGUGAUUGGUGGAUCACUGACCGGCUACAGUGAUUGACAGCCCAGAACCUCCCACAACUUUCAAACCAGCAGCCAGUAUUUUAAGCUAACCUAUUGCUGUAGCUAAUGUUUAGCUUACUUCUGUAACUAAUGUUUCAAUAACAUGUGUAUGUAGCUAAUUUUUAGCUAACCUAUUGAUGAAGCUAAUUUUUAGCUAACUUAUCGAUGAAGCUAAUUUUUAGCUAACUUAUUGAUGAAGCUAAUUUUUAGCUAACCUAUUGAUGAAGCUAAUUUUCAGCAAACUUUUUCAUGUACCUCAUGUUUUAUUAUACUGUACUGAAGAGUUUACGUUUAGCUAACCUAUUGAUGUACCUUAUUUUCAGGUAUUCAGUAACUGAAACAUUUUAGCUAAUCAGUUGCUGUAAUUAAUAUUUUUAAACUGAUUUGUCUCUGUAACUAACGUGUAAAUGUGUAAGUAAAAGUUCUAUUUAAGCCAUGCUGUAUACCUUGUGUAAUUACGAAUCAAACAACCUGUAAAUGUUGAUUACACUGUUUAAUUCCGCACAUUAAAUAUACUCACUGUAAUUCUCGAGUACAUUUAAAUCUAUGUUAAUCUUAGCAUAAUCAUUAUAGUAAUUAUAAAAUCUAGAUUCGGCUUAUUGUAUCACUAUGCUUUGAUUGUACCCAACAACAUAUCCACUUCGCCUAUAUUUGAGUGAACUAUAUUUUCUUUUUUUUAAAUUUCUUUUUCUAAUUUUGAAAAACAAAUCCCACAUCGUAUUUUUAUAAUUUGUACAAUAAAAAA